Messenger RNA from Fonsecaea nubica, 1560 nucleotides. RefSeq lists its product as hypothetical. The record is from RefSeq and is a predicted model, not a curated record. Lineage: Eukaryota; Fungi; Ascomycota; Eurotiomycetes; Chaetothyriales; Herpotrichiellaceae. The transcript is spliced from 3 exons. The coding region runs from base 1 to 1560 and encodes 519 amino acids. Gene Ontology annotation, molecular function: monooxygenase activity; iron ion binding; heme binding.
AUGGCGCUCAACGCAUUCGGCACGUCCUAUCUGGAAUCAAUUCUCUCCUUGGUUGGGCUCUCCUUGAUGGUUCUGGUUGCAUAUUUGUUUAUCAGCAGCCGACGAGCAGGACUGUCACACAUUCCAGGCCCAUUCUUAGCCAGGUACACCAACAUAUGGAGCUUGUACACGACUUGGCUCACGAGUCAGAACUACAAUCGCGUAUCCUUUCACAACAAGCUGCGGUCACAAUAUGGAGACGUGGUACGCACCGGACCUAACUCUGUCACUGUUUUCGAUCCAGCCGCCGUGACACAAAUAUAUGGAGUUCGUUCAAAACUGGACAAGGGCCUUGCUUACCUCCCAUUCCGCCGCUCAAAUGAGAAAACAAGCCUGCUGUCCAUUCUUGACGAGAAGACGCACUCCCAAUAUCGCCGACUCGUAUCGAAUGCCUACUCUUUGUCCUCUCUCAAGGGUUACGAACCAUACGUCGAUGAAAUGGUGAAUCGCCUUGUCGAGGUCUUCGAUGGACAUGCUGCGGACCAUACGCCACUGAACAUCAGUCUCUGGUGCCACUACUACUGCUUCGAUGUGGUUUCCAAAAUAACCAUGGGUGAAGCUAUUGGGUGUCUCUCUGGACAAGACACCCUUGGUCUCAUCGACAUGGUCAAAGACUUUCGUGCGUACGCUGGGGUGGUGUCUCAGAUGCCCUGGCUACACCAGCUGUUGCGCGGGAAUCCUCUACGACCCAGGGGCAAGCCAACCCCCUUUAUCCGCCUUGUCUCGAAGCUGGUGGAAGACCGCCUUGCAACUCCCGAUCCUGAAGGGCAAAGACCGGAUCUUCUUUCGCACUUUGUCGCAACUCAUGCGACAUAUCCUGAACGCAUGACCAAAGCGCAUGUGGCUCUCUCCACGGCCGGUAAUAUGGUCGCUGGUGGGCUGAGUCCCGCUAAUACUCUGGACGAGCUUUGUCGCUAUCUCGUCAACCACCCCAAUUCACAGGAGAGACUAUUCAAUGAACUACGAGAAGCCCAGUGCGCCAUGCCUGCGAAAUUUGACGAGGUCAAGAAUCUGCCUUAUCUGGAGGGCGUGGUUCGAGAAGCCUAUCGCAUGCACCAAUCUACGUCAACCAACUUGCAGAGAGUGGCUGGCCCGUCCGGUCUCACGCUUCCCAAUGGCUGCCACUUGCCAGCCGGUACUUGCGUCGGCUGUCCUGCCGGCGCCAUCAACCAGGACAUGCGCGCUUUUGGAGCCGAUGCUCAUGUCUACAAUCCUGAAAGGUGGAUGCAGGGGAAAAUGGAGACGACCGAGUCGUGGGAGUCCAGGCGAAAGCUCAUGGAUAAGACCGAGCUCUCAUUUGGCCAAGGUUCGCGAUCGUGUAUCGGCAAGAGCGUCGCCUCGCUCGAAAUAUUCAAAGUCGUGGCCACCUUGGUGGGUCAGUUCAAGGCAAGUCAGGCUGUGCCUCCUCAACCCAACCCGCGCUUACCGUGCUUUUUGCAGUUCGAGCUGGUCGGAGAAGCGAGGCACCACGAAGUCUUCGUAAAAGUGCAUCGUAGGGAGAAAUUCUUGAUGGACAUUUAA